Messenger RNA from Arachis stenosperma, 675 nucleotides. Its product is annotated as protein FAR-RED IMPAIRED RESPONSE 1-like. Gene Ontology annotation, biological process: regulation of DNA-templated transcription. Bases 1 to 675 code for a protein of 224 amino acids. The transcript has 3 exons. The record is from RefSeq and is a predicted model, not a curated record. NCBI's taxonomy places the organism in Eukaryota, Viridiplantae, Streptophyta, Magnoliopsida, Fabales, Fabaceae.
AUGAAAAGGGCUUUAGAGGCCUGUAUGCCAACAACAGUUCACCGCUGGUGUAUUUGGCACAUCAUGAAAAAGAUUCCAAGCAAAUUAAACGGGUACAAGGGACAUGCCGAUAUCGAACAAGAAAUGAGCCAUGUUGUUUGGAACUCUCAUAGCAAAGACUCAUUCGAUAGGAAUUGGAACGAUUUUCUGCUGAAUUUUGGUCUUGCGGACAACAAGUGGCUUUCAGAUCUGUACGAAGACCGUCACAUAUGGGUUCCUAUCUAUCUGGAUCACCACUUCUGGGCAGGGAUGAGAAGCACACAAAGGAGCGAGAGCAUGCAUUCAUUUUUUAACAAGUACAUCACCCGGAACAGCUCGCUUAUUCAGUUCGUCAAGCAAUACGAUAAUUGCCUCGGAAGCAGGGAGCAAGCUGAGAGAGAAUCAGAUGCUGCAGAUUUUCAUACGGUCAUACCAUGUGCAACCAAAUCCUCCAUUGAACCUCAGUUUCAAGAUGCAUACACUCAUGCAAAGUUUAGGGAAGUCCAAGCGCAAUUCAGAGGAAAGGCGAAUUGCAUCACCAGAUUAAAGAAUUCCGCUCUAGGCUAUUCAAUAUACGAAGUCGGAGAACAAGUUUCCAGCUCAAUAUUCAACAAGUUCGUAGUUACCUACGACUCAGUUGCAGCCAAGUACAUGUAA